Molecule: messenger RNA, 1043 nt
Organism: Octopus bimaculoides (California two-spot octopus)
Lineage: Eukaryota; Metazoa; Mollusca; Cephalopoda; Octopoda; Octopodidae
Product: cytochrome c oxidase assembly protein ctaG
Cellular component (GO): mitochondrial inner membrane
Molecular function (GO): copper ion binding
Source: RefSeq, a predicted model, not a curated record
CAGGCCACUGGACUUGGCGGUCAAGCAGUUGCAGGACAUGAUAGUAGUCGAGUAGAAAAUAUGAAUAAAGUCACCAACAGAAGUAUUUUAGUACGAUUUAAUGCUGAUGUCGCUUCAAGUAUGCAGUGGAAUUUUCGUCCCCACCAGCCAUCUGUGAGAGUUUUACCUGGAGAAACAGCUUUGGCUUUCUAUUCAGCAAAGAAUCCAACUGACAAACCUAUUAUCGGUAUAUCUACUUAUAAUAUUAUUCCAUAUGAAGCUGCAAUGUAUUUUAAUAAGAUUCAGUGUUUCUGUUUUGAAGAACAACGAUUGAAUCCUCAUGAGCAGGUAGAUAUGCCAGUAUUUUUCUACAUUGAUCCAGACUUUGUGGAGGACCCGAAACUGGAAAACAUCGACACGAUAACACUGUCAUACACAUUUUUUGAAGCCAAAGACGGGCUUAAAUUACCAAUGCCUAACUACAUCACCAGUUAAAAGUACACUUCCAUUAUGCAUACACCUUUGGCAGUGAGUUUCUGCCAACUGUACUUAUGUUAUUUACGAUGUUGUUUUAAUUAUGGUUUAUAUUACAGUAUAUGAGAAAUAAUUAUCUGCUACCCAUGGCAUGAUAUAUGAAACGAGUUAUACUUUUUACUUCGUAGAUACUGGUUUCUUUCUGUGACUGCUCUACACUAAAUAAUUUAUGGCUUUUUGCUGUAUGUUUGGUGAAUUUGCAAAGAAGUGAAUUUUAGAUAGCAAUAGGGAUGAAAUUGAUAUAAUGAAGCCUUCUAUAAAUGUAAUCCUUAUUUUAUUUUGAUUUUUUUUUUGGUAAACUGUCUUUAUAGUUGAAAAUAUAUACAUAUAUUUCUUCAAUUAUAUAUAUAUAUAUAUAUAUAGGCGUAGGAGUGGCUGUGUGGUAAGUAGCUUGCUUACCAACCACAUGGUUCCGGGUUCAGUCCCACUGCGUGGCACCUUGGGCAAGUGUCUUCUACUAUAGCCUCGGGCCGGCCAAAGCCUUGUGAGUGGAUUUGGUAGACGGAAACUGAAAGAAGCCCGUCGUAUAU